This is a messenger RNA of Pelobates cultripes (western spadefoot toad), 17202 nucleotides long. NCBI's taxonomy places the organism in Eukaryota, Metazoa, Chordata, Amphibia, Anura, Pelobatidae. The record is from the annotation of a GenBank genome assembly.
UUUUUUUCAGAAAUCAAAAACGUAUUCACGAUAACCAUCCAGCGAUUGCGGUCUCUGUCUAAAAACCCAACACCACCUGUUACGUCUCUGCAGCUGUAUCUUACCAUCAUUUAAAAAUGCAUCGGGUUUUAGCGCAAUGCCUCGUUAUUUUGGCAUCCGUUUCUCUCUGCGUUUCUUCCUGUACUCAUUACUCUGUAAAGUUUAAAGGAGGUAAAUUCAGCUGUGUUGUGUUUUAAGCUGUUAUGCUUAAAAGUGAUUCUUUUUCGCAGAAUGUUUUAAAUAAUGAAAAAAAACUAUUUCAAUAUCCCAUCCAAUCCUAUUUCAGAAAUAGUAUUUGAUUAGUUUAAAAUACAGACAAUUAUGCAGUAAUCAAUGGACUAUUUUACAAAUAUAUUUGUAGUUAUCAGAUUUUGCUUACUGUAGGGGCUUUUAGGUGAGUUUAGUUUCAAUGUCAUCAUUCACAUCCAACUCAGAAGUUUUAAAGGAACGCUAUAGCAUUAGGAAUGCAAAACUGUAUUGUUAAAGCUAUAGUUCCCCUUUCCCUCUAGAGUCCCUUAUCGGUAGCCUUUAAAGGAUUCCACUGCGGAGGUUCCUCGCCAGGCUCCUCUUCCAGCAAUGUCAUGCCGAUAGGAAAACGAAUGCGUAUUUGUGCUGCAAGCGCCACGCACGCAUUAGUCCUUCCCUCUUAGGAAAAGAUUGAUAAAUGCUUUACAAUGGAGAUUUUGAAGACGCUGGACGUCCUCAUUGUUUCAGGGAGUUAAACUCCGUGAAUAUGCAGGAAGUGCGUCUAGUGGCAGUCUGUACCCUGCAAUGUAAACGUUGCAGUUUCCCUUAAACUAGUUAACACUAAAACUAGGGUUAAGGUGACAGGUAAAGUGUUCUAGGUACCUAUAGUGACCCUUUAAAGGAUUACUAUAGUCAGCAAAGCAACUUUAGCUUAAUGAAGCAGUUUUGAUGCAUAGAUCAUGCCACUGUAGUCUCACUGCUCAAUUCACUGCCAUCUAGGAAUUAAAUCACUUUUGUUUCUGUUUAUGCAGCCCUAGCCACGCCUCACCUAACCUUCAUAUUGGACCUAACAUAUGGGUGGGUGCCUAGAGUAAACCUUACAGAAAGAUUUCUAAUGUAAUGUCUCUGUUUUUUUGAGAAAUAUAUAUUUUUGUAGUUUUAUCCAAAAUAUAAUUACUUACGUUUUCCUAGUUUUAUCUAUGAUUUACAUGCUAUUUAAUAGACUUCCACUUAGACUAAAAUUAAACUAAAUACAUUCAGAUGAAAUAAUGAUUCCUGCUGGAACAGUCAUUCUCUAAACAUCUAUCACUUUUAAGUUUCUAAUGACUGAUGUUUCAUUUUUGUUUUUCCAGCAGACAGCCACAAGACACAGAAGAAGAUGAGAAGUUGUCAUUGUAAGUUGGUAUCUCCUAAUAAUUGCUACUAUUCUCGCUGUAUGUGCUUCACACAUGGUUAGAAAGGAACUGUCACUCCAGGCAAGUUCCUUCACCUCAGAAAACGCUAUUUUCGCAUUUACUGAGGUGAAUACAUUCUAAAUACAUUCAGAUGAAAUAAUGCUUUCUGCUGGAACAGUUAUUUUCUAAACAUCUAUCACUUUCAAGCUUAUUUUUACUGAUGGUUUCAUUUUUGUUUUUCCAGUAGAGGGCAACAAGGAACAGGAGGAGUGGAAAGAACAUGGUUGUAAGUUGACAUCUUCUACUAAUGUUACUAUUCUUGCUGUAAGUGCUUCACACAUUGCUAAAGAGGAAAUAUUACUCCAGAGAAGUCCUCUCACCUCACAAAACGCUAUUUCCGCAUUUACUGAGGUGAAUAACGCAGUGGAAGUAAGUUAAUAAAAACGUACCUUUCCCACACUUACUUAUUGAGGUAAUAUCUCCAUCCCAUGAUGCCUUGUGCAGUGUUCCUCUCUGUCUCAUUAGAGAUAUCUUUGCCAGAGGCUCAAGGAAGCAAGGUGAAUGGUCAUUGUGGGACCCACCUAAGGGGGUCUGCCUUGGCGUUGGCGGGCGGACAUUCCCUCCGAUGGCCAUUGGAGUAACUAAAUAGGGAUUUAGGAGAGAGCACAGGUAACUUUUUCCUUGGUUUUUACUGUAUGUAUUGGGGCUGAUGUGUACUGUGGUCGUUGCUGCUGCCCAGGAGUGAUGGGAGUGAGCGCAGGACUUUUUUUUUUUGUAUUAGUGUUCCUUUAAGUGUUCAUUUAUUGUGCAGUUUGGCUUCAUGUUUAUAAUUUGGUUUAUUUAUACAUGGGUGGUUUGCUUAUUCCUGGGCCUUCUAUUUAUCUAUCUAUCUUCUGAUCUAUGGAGCAGUUAUCUUUGCCACAUUGUUACCGCUUAGUCCCUGGAGGAUAUAUUAAUGCUACUUAAUGUCCUUGUUACAAACAUAUUGCAACUGUUUCUCUGAUAGGUGUUGAACGUUUAUCCAUACACAAUUUUGUGACCAAGUGAUAUAUUAUGCUUCUACUCUAGUAGCUGUGUGGAUUGUCUUAAUUGUCUUAAUUUUAAUUUUAUAUAUGCUUUAACUUUCACCUUGCUCUUUUAUCAUAGAUUGUGUUUGUAUAUCUCAGACAAAAGUUAAAGGGUCACUAUAUGCACCCAUACCACUUCAGCACAUUGAAGUAGUCUGGGUGCAAUGUCCCAGAUCCCUAAACCCUGCUUUAAUAAACUGCAAUAAUUAUCUUUGAGGGUUCACUCCACCUUUAGUGGCUGUCUACCAGACAGCCACUAAAUGGACUUCCAGGUCCCCUAAUUUUUGGUCACCUAACUGACACGGGACAUCCUCACGCUAUGCAUGAGGACAUCCAGCGUCACCCAAACCCUAAGCACUAAGGUGAGUGCAGCCAUCGUCGCGCAUUCACAUUAGGUAUCUCCCGCCACCUGACAUUGACGGGGGAGAAGCGGAGGUGUAGCUACAUCCAGCGCUGUGGCACAUUGGCGUUGGAACAAGGUAAGUGACAGAAGGUGUUUCUAACCCCUUCUGCACCGUGGGGGUGUUUUCCUGAUACUAUAGUUUUCCUUUAAGUUUUAACCCUAUCCCUUAUGUUGGUUUAUCUCCUGCAAUGUAUUUCCUGUGUGAGAGGCUGUUAGUGGGCAGAUGGGAAGUGAUCCCUUCCUCUUAUUGUCCAGCUUCACACACAGACACUUAAGGAGCUGGAAAAGCACUGAGUUUUACACACUCUAUAACUAUUUCUGCAGCUCAGCUAUUAAGACUGACUGGGCUACAGAGGACACUGGCCAAGGCUCCUGGUACUUAUCUCUCCCGACCAGCUUAUUUAAGCUCCAAAAGGAAAACUGUGAAUCCUGAAAACAGGAGCCCCCUAGUGGUCAGGCAUCUCUAGACAGGUGCCUAAUGGUCAGUCUGGCCCUGCCUUUUGUAAAGAGUGAGCCUAGGCCUGCAGCAGGACCCGCUGCAUGGUCAUAUCCUGGCUUGUUGUAGUUUGUUAGUGGAGCCAAGACCAGCAGUCUCUGGAUGUCCAGAACCAGAGCUGGUUGGAUUAGUAGCAUUUUUAGGCAGACCAUCGCCCCUUUCACGGAUGAGACAACUGAUAAACAGCAGUGAUAAAGAAGCUUUAUAAACAGCAAUUGAACUCCUAAAUGGCAGAGAAUUGAGUAGUAAGGCUGCAGGGGCACGAUCUAUAAACCAAAACUGCUGCAUUAAGCUAAAGUUCUUUUUGUGCUUAUUUUGUCCUUUUAAUAUCUGCUCUUACACCUUUCUUACUUGUCCUAUACAUUAUUAUUGCAGGGUGUUCGAAAUGUACAUAAAUACAAUUAUAAAAUAAAAAUUAUUAUUACUAGCAAAACUUUUUUUAUUUAAUCUGUUUUCUUGUCAGCUGCCCAUUGUACAAUAACCAUACAGAAAGAUAACGAUGUCCAUGUCAUUUGUACUAAUGUACCUGGACUGAAAACAGCAAACGCAACCUGGAACAUGACUGAACUUAUUAAUUGUACGAAUGAUAAACCUGGGGAAAAUGAGAAUGGAACGUUUACUUAUUCCAACGAUAUUUUAACUCUAAAACUCAAAAAUGUGACUCAACCAGGCAACUAUGGCUUGAAGAUCGAUAUAGGCAGCGACUCAAUAAAACCCUCAGAAUGUAAUGAGGACCUGGAUGUGACAGGUGAGUGAAAGAUCUGGACUGUUACUUCUCCUAAGUGUUUAAUCUGUAUGCAUGGGAGGUACAGAGAUAUUUGGGGAAGAAUAAGAUACCUGCAUGAGUGACAGAUAAGCAUCGGUGAGACAUGGGAAGGACAAGGGAAGGAUUGAAAAGUCUAAUGAUAGAGUGGAAGGACCAAUCUCUUGCCAUACAGUUUCCUUCUGUGCUGUAAAGAGAGAAAUGGCAUGUAAAUAGAUUAAAAGGGGAGAGAAAGAACACAGAAUAUAUGCUGAUAAUGAGGAAAAAAUUAUCUGGUAUUGUAUAGUGUGAUGGCAAAAAAAUAACGUUGGAUGAUACAAAAAUGUAAAAAUAGAGAGAGAGAAAUUAACUAAAUAUUUAGAGAGGAAAAGAGGCCGCGGCAGAGAACGGAAUGUGAUCUGUAAGAAGGAAGAGCUGAAUGGAGGAGAGAUAAUAAAAAGAAAAAAUGCCUUGGAGUAUUAGAGAGGAUAGAAGGCAUAAAGCCGUUCCUUUCAAGAUAUACCUCUGGGGGUAUCUUGAAAGGAACGGCUUUAUGCCUUCUAUCCUCUCUAAUACUCCGAGGCAUUUUUUCUUUUCUUUUCUUUUCUAUGUCAUUUGGGUACAUGCCCAUCUAUACCCACAUAGUCCUAUUUUGAAUUUUGGGAUUACGUUUGCUCUGAUCCCAUCAGUUCGCUUUUCUUUUCUGAGAUAAUAAAAUGUCAGACUCCAAAUGCCUAAACCACUUUAGCUUGAAAUAAACAUGUUGCUUACCAAAUGCAUUUCUUGAUUGAGCCCGCAAAACUAAAUGCACAGGACAUUCUUUGCUGGUAUAUUAUCAUUUAUUAUCUAUAUUAUGUUUGCUGUAAAGCGUCCUUAUUAGCAGAUUUUCAGUCCUGUGUUAUUUUUUUAUGGUCGACAACUUUUAAGUUGGAAUUUUCAGCUCAAAUGGUAAAGAAUCUGACAUUAAUUCCAGUCUUCUAUUCCUAACUCAGGGAGAGACUGAGGCAAGUCUGUUAAAUUUUAUCUGGAAGAAACACGCUCAGAUAAAAACGAUACUCUCUGCAGUGUGACUCGAGAAUCUAUCAAUUUCAAGUAGGUUUUAAUGUUUACAAUUUCUUUUUCUCUACAGAAACAGAUUGCGUCACCAGCCCAAUCUCGAGUCCAAGUAGGUUUUAUCACCUGUUGAUAUUAUCAUUCUUUCUGUAUGUUUUUAAAGUUUGUUUAAUAUUUUUUAUGUUGUAAAUUGACCGUUUUGACUACUACUACUUCAUACGGUUAGGUGUAUAAAAGAUGUAAUCAUAGAUAUAUGCUAAUAUAAAUAUAACGCCCCCUACCAAUGACGUAGGUGCAGAUAUCGAACUAAAACAAGAUAAUCAAGUAAGCCAUCAUAGGUAGGAAACUUAGUAAAAGCAAAGAUCACAUGAUCAGGUUGAGCAGGGGAGGGCUGGCAGCCUUAGGCCUGGGGGGCAAAACCAGUCAAGUGGCCCAUUGCACCACCAAAUCAGUUCACCAUCCAUGCCCACCUUUUCCUGGUUUUAUAACGGAUAUUGAUGUUAUGCUAAUCAGUAGCUCUUUGCCAUACCCGCUCCUUCACGGCUCCAGGCACUGCUUGUUGUGAGUGUGAGCCACUGUAAAUUAGGGGCAGAGGGCACUUGCACUGUGGUAAAGAUGGGGCUGGACAGGAGGAGAGUGCAGUGCAAUCAGUGCACUCCCCUCCUGUGGGUCACCAGUAGACUGGUGCACCUGCCCAGGAUCAGUGCCGGUGCAAGGAUUUUUGCCGCCCUAGACAAAAUAAAAAUUUGCUGCCCCCCAUGUGACAUCACAAUGCCCCACCCAUAUGAUCUGCCAUAUGAACUAACGCCAGUGCUGCACACAGUGUGUGUUUACAUUAAAAAGCCUGCAGGGACCAGCUAUAGACACCAGAACCACUUCAUUAAGCUAUAGUGUCCCUUUAAUGUGAGGUAAAUUAUAGAUUAGUGUCACUAAUAAUAUACUAGAUUGCCUACUUACAAGCAGAUGAGGAUGAUGAUGGGCUGCAGUUUGGCUCCACUGGUCUGGUGUAGAACAGGAUCUCUGGAGGCUGUUUGCAACUGUGGUCACAAAAUUCAAUGUUCUGGGAGAAUUGGAAGCAGCUCCAUUUUUUGGGGCCCCUUACACAGCUCAAGGUCUGGGCCCCAGGGCCUGACGGUGAGUAUGCCCAUAAGGCCCACUCAUAAGUUCUACCCACCCAUGAGUUCACUCACAGGGAGUGGAGUGUGUAGGGGAUGUGUUAUGUGUUAUUGUAGAGGAUCUAAUAUGUGUGCUUAUGGUAUGUAGUGUAUAGGGUUACCAGUUUGUGCAGGUGAUGUGGUGUGUUUGUGUGUAGUGGAAGCAGUGUGUAUUUGUGUAUAAGGGAUGUAUUAUGUGUUUCUGGUUGUGUGUAAGGGAUGCAUUGUGUGAAUCUGUGUUUGUAUGCAUAAGGGAUGCAAGGUGUGUGUGUGUAUGUGUGUGCAUUGAGUGUAAGAGAUGCAUUGUGUUUCUGUGUGUAUGUAAGAAAAGAAGUGUGUGUGUUUGCAUAUGUGUGUACGGGUUUGCAUUGUCUGUUUCUGUGUAUGUGUGCAAAUGAUGCAUUGUCUUUGUGUGUAAGGGUUGCAUUGUGUGUGUGUGUGUGUAAUGGAUACAUUGUGUGUUUCUCUGUGUGUAAGGGAAGCAUGUUGUGUUUCUGUGUAUGUAUAGGGAUGCAUUGUGUGUGUGUGCGCGUGCGUAGUGUGAAAGAGCUCCCUGUCUUGGCCCCUGUCCUAUAGAGCUGCCCCUUCUGUCCCGUAGAGCUCUCCCCUGCACCUUAGUGGUCUCUCCUCUCCCCUGCACCUUAGUGGUCUCUCCUCUCCCCCACCCUCCCCUAGCGGUCUCUUCUCACACUCACCCACCCUCCCUGUGCUCUUCUCACUCCUCCCUCUAUGUGUUCUCCUCACACCCCUUGUGUUCGUCUUACCCCCCUCCUCCCUGUGUUCUUCAUACUUCCCCCCUUGGUCGUCUUACUCCCCCACCUGUUCUUCUUAACCCCCCUUCUUCUUAUUGCUCCCCCUUCUUCUUCUUACCCCUUCUUCUUCCUCUUCCUCCCCCUUCUUCUUCUUACUCCCCCCAUUUCUUCAUACUCACCCUUCUUCUUACCCCCUCUUCUUCUUCUUACUCCCCACUCUUCUUCUUCUUACUCCCCACUCUUUUUCUUACUCACCCCUUCUUCUUCUUACCCCCCUCUUUUUCUUAUCUCCCCUCCUUCUUACUCCGCCCUCCCCCUUUUCUUAUUCCCCUCUCCCUCUUACUCCGCCCUCCCCUUUUCUUAUUCCCCUCUCCCCUCUUCUUGCGCCCUCUUCUUCUUGCUCCCCCCUCUUUUCUUACUCCUCCUCUUCUUCUUACUCCCUCCUCUUCUUCUUCUUACUCCCCCCCAUCUUUUUUCAUUACUCACCCCUUCUUCUUCUUACCCCCCUCUUUCUUAUCUACCUCAACUAGCCUCCCCCUCCCCUCUUCUUACUCCCCCCACUCCCUCUUCUUGUUUCCCCCCCUCCUCUUCUUAUUCCCCCAGCAUUCCCCACUCCUCUUCUUGUUCCUCCUCUUCUUGUUCCUCACUUCUUAUUCCCCUUUUUUUGUCCCCUCCUCUUCUUGUUUCCUCCUCUUCUUGUUCCUCCUCUUUUGUCCUCCUCCUCUUCUUGUCCCCCUUCUUGUUCCCCUCUUUGGCGUUUCCUCCCUCCUCUUUGCCUCCUCCUCCUCUCUUCUUCCCUCCUGUGAGGUGGCCGGGCUGCUCGGUCAUGGGUCGGCCGUUCGACACGGAGAUGGGAAGGUGCACUCGGUGUGCUUCCUGUCAGUCGGUCGAUGGCUGGAGAAACUCGGCGUGGACAGGGUUUCUGUUUCCUGUAACCGACUUGGACUGACGGAAGUGCACACUCGGUGUGUACCCUCCUAUCACUCCGGGCCGUGGCCGUCCAACUUGGACCGGGUGCGGCUGGACAGCUUCUGGGGUGGGGAGGCUGCAGCCGCUGAGCUCUUAACAGAGCGCUCAGGCGGCUGCAGUAUUUAAAGGGCCGGCCCGCCGCGGCCGGCCUUACAGGAAUUUAGGGCGGCCUGGGGGGCAAUUGCCUCCCUGCCCCCCGGCCCAGCCCGCCCCUGAGGUUGAGCAUGGUAAAUCAAUAAGCAUCGGAUCUCAGACUAGCAAUGCUCUAAGCAUCUCAAGCAAUACAAUACAUUUUUAACAAGCUUUAUUCCAUCAACAGUGAUGAGAAGGACACACAUUGAGAGCUACAGACCAGGUUAUCCUGGAAGUGAAAAACACUUAUUAAUUGUAGAAUGUAUACAGCCAUCAAACAGUAACCAACAUCACAAUACAAAAUAUCACCAUAGUAUACCCCUGCUGUUGAGAUCUGAGCCUGUCCCUGUGUGACUCUAUUACAUGUGAGUGCAUUCAAUAUCCACUUACUGCACGUCCUAACAUUCUUUUGCAACUUGCUAUAUAUGGAGAUAUGCUCAAAACCACAAUACACGAAAGCACAAGCAAAUUAUGAUAAUUUAAUAAUGGCAUCAUAAUAACAUUUAAAGGGACACUCUAUCCUCUGUCUUGUUUGUUAAUACCGCCUUGGCUGUGCAAAGGCAGUGUUUAUUUUGAGCUCUAGGUACUCCUCAAGUGGUUGUCAUUCAGAAACAAGAGAUACUUCCUCCGUAGAGUCAGGCAAUGUUUUCAGGAAUGACGUUCGUUGUCCUUAUGCCCAGCAUGAAGACACCAAAUGCUCCCCAUAUAUAUGCCUUAGUGAAAUGCAUCUCUACGAGCAGAUUAUGAUUGGCACAGGAAAGUGAUUACCACACAUGUUUAGUUUGUCUAAUAUCACCAUUAAUGAUUAUCUCAGUGAAUCUAAAAAAGCAGGAAGAAACCCUAGCAUUAGAAAUACAUUUUUAACGUUAGUUUCCCUUUAAUAAAAUGUUUGCACUUGAUAUGUAGCUAUGUAAACAAAAAAAUGAACACAAGUGAGAUUCAGUAUUUUUGCUAGUUUGAUCCAUAAUCCCAACAAGAUAACAUUAAAGGAUCACUAUAGGGUCAGGAACACAAACAUGUAUUUCUGACCCUAUAGUGUUUAACCCACCAUAUAGGUGGCUUGCCCCCCCUACCCCCCCUUAACCCCAGUGGGGCGCGGGUUUGCCGGCACUGACUCCGUCCCCUUUGUGACAUCAAAAUGGCAGAUUUUAAACUAAUCCAAUGCUUUCCCAUAGGGAGAGCAUUGGAUUGGCUAAAAAGCGGCACAGGGGUGGGGCGUUUUGGCCAAUCAGGAUAUCCUCAUAGAGAUGCAUUAAAUCAAUGCAUCUCUAUGAGGAAAAUCCAGCGUCUCCAUACAGAACGUGGGGACGCUGAACGGCAGGGCUGCUUACUGUGCAGCCCUGAACCAGGAAGCCCCUCCAGUGGCCACUUGGAGGUGUCUCUAGGAGCAAUGUAAACACUGCCUUUUCUUUGAAAAGGCAGUGUUUGCAUAUAAAUGCCUGAAGGGAACUAUUAUACUCACCAGAACAACUACAUUAAGCUGUAGUUGUUCUGGUGAGUAUAGUGUCCCUUUAACUGGUUUUAGUAGUCCAUGCACAAUACAUGCCUUGCCUCCCCCCACCCCCAUUCCCCUCAAUUAGGUAAGGGUUAUUAAUCUACUGGGAUUAUACUACCAAAGGGGCCAGCAGUCUACACACACAUAUCAGAGCCAAUGCCCUCCUUACUCCCAUGUGGCUAGGGGUCUUCAAACACCUACUCCACUCAUCUUAAUACUGAGGGGACCCAAAAAGUAUAAUACCUGUAAAAUAAAAAUUCAUACUUGCUUUCAAAAUUCUUAUUUACUCAUUAAUUGUCUUUUUUCACCACCGUCCCCAAAAAGACCAAAUUAAAUUAAAUAAACAUAAUACGGGACAACUAAUUUAAAAAAAAAUAAAUAAAUAAAUAAAAAGCCAUACACACAAAAACCUCAUACAAACAAUGAUUCUGUGAAAAAGUGCGACUGUGAACUGCAAAAUCGGAAGGUAUUUAACUUCCUACAAAGAAAAAUUCCAAACUACAAUUGGUAUCACUGAAUUAAAGUAAUGUAGCUGAACCCAAAGUGAGUUUUAAUUUUCUAUAUAAUAAUAGUUUGUUAUAUUUUCUGUAUAUACCAGUUUAAUAUUUAAUUGUUUUAAUAAUAAAUUCCAUGUUAAAGGAACACUCCAAACGCUAAAGCACUUUAGCUUACAAUUAAUAUGUUUAACAAAUGCAUAUCUUUAUCGAGCCUCGAAAACUAAAUAAACAGAACAUUCUAAACUGAUCAGUCACAACAUUAAAACCACCUUCCAAUUACAAAUGUAUUAGAAUUUACUUUGACUUAUAACUAUAUAAUGUAUACAAAUAAAAAUGGCACAUACCUUACAAAAUUUAAUUAAAUGUAAAGAACCUGGGAUACUAUUUUUAACAAUGCCUUAAACUUGGUGUUUGACAUAACCAAUGAUAAUUCUUUCUGGCUUGUUAACUGUGUAAAAAAAAAAAAAACAAUCCUAUUUUAGAUGAGAAUAUUACAAUUGAUGGAACAAUUGAUUUAACUAAAUUGUGUAUCAAUUACCAAAAUUGUUUUAUUUUACUGCACUGCCACCAUAUAUCUGUCAUGGAUCCCAAUUCACCACAGUUUCUCAUAACAUACAUCAGCAGAAUUUUGAAAAAUGUUCUUUAAUCUUGCAAGAACAACAUACCACCUAUAUACAAUUUUAAAAUUAAUUUCUAGAUGGUUGGAACAUUGCGUGCUAACUUGAAGGGCAUUAGUAAUUGUAUACCAAUCUUUUCAAAUAAUUAUCGUAAUUUAAAAAAAAAAAAACAUUUUAAACCUGGUAAAUAUAACUGGGUAAAAGGGUACAUUAGAAAAAAAAAAGGGAAAAGGGGGAACAAUUUAUCCAUCCACAAUUUAGGGGUCUAUAGAGAAGAGAAUCUUUUUAUACUUGCUAUAUACUGUAUAGAUAUAUACAAAAAUGAGGAUGCAGCUGUAGAUCUACAAAAAACAAUAGUGUAACACUGUAUGAUAAAGUAUAAGUGCACUGUGUAGAAUAUAACUCACAAGAUUGAUGAAUGGUUGGCGCCCAAGGGUGCCUCCCCGAUGUAGAUGGGGGGCGUUAACACUGUUUCUGCUCCAAGGAAGAUGAAAUACGACGCAGGAUGUGGAGUAAAAAAAGGUUUCUUCUUUAUUUAAAAGAAUUAAAAGUAUAAGUAUACAAAUAAGCUGUUAUAGUAUAAGGUCCUACGCUUUUCGUCCGAAUGGACUUCCUCAGGGACCUCCAGGUAUACUGAUACGUAACAGCAAUAAAACACAUACAAAUGAACAAUGAAAAAAAAAAUCUUUUCAAAUAAUUAUCACAAUUUUUUUUAAACGUGGUAAAUAUAACUGGGUAAAAGGGUACAUUAGAAAAAAAAAAAGGGAAAAGGGGAAACAAUUUAUCCAUCCAUAAUUUAGGGGUCUAUAGAGAAGAGCAUCUUUUUAUACUUGAUAUAUACUGUAUCUGAUCAGUUAAAUUAUAAACUAGACUCUUUUUCCCAUGAUAACAUGAGAUCUAAAGGAAGAUUAGCAAUAUAAGUCAAAGUACAUUCUAAUGCAUUGUAAUAGACUUUAUAUUGGUCAAAAGGUGAUUUUAUAUAAUCCCCUUUUUAUUUUAUUUUAUUUUUGUUGUUGUUUGUUUUCCUUUUUUUAUUGUGUUUAUAUUUGUUAAAAAAAAACCUCAAUAAAAUAAUUUGAAAAGAAAAGCAAAAAACAAAAAUAAAAUCAAAAUACCGGCCUAAUAUCAUGUAGGCCCCCCCUUGUGCUGCCAAAAAAAGCUCUAAUGGGUCAAGGCAUGGACUCCACAAGACCUCUGAACAUGUCCUGUGGUAACAUUAGCAGCAGAUCCUUUAAGUCCCACAAGUUGCGAGGUGGGGCCUUCCAUGGGUCAGAUUUCUUGUUCCAGCACAUCCCACAAAUGCUCAGUCGGAUUGAGAUCUGGAAAAUUUGAAGGCCAAGGCAACACCUUGAAUUCUUUGCUGUGGUCCUCAAAUCAUUCCUGAACUGUGUUGUUUUUUUACAGUCAACAACAUCUUAAGUUGGAAUUUUCAGGUCGUGUGGUAAAUAAUGUGGGUGUCUUUUUUAUUUUGUUGUUCUUAAAGAUCUAUCCAACAUCCAAAGAGAAAGUUCAAUAGAUGGUAAGUUUUAUGUCCUGAUGAAAUUACCAUCCUUUCUGUAUGUAUUUCCAGCUUGUUUAAUAUUUUUUAUGUUGUGUCUUGACCAUUUUGUCUAGGGUUGUUACAUUAGUUUACGUCUAACUGCUAAAAUGAUAGAUAUGUAAACCUGAUAAAAGUGCAGGCCUCAACCGAAACAAAAGUAACCUAGUGAAAUAACCGAGUAAUAGCAAAGAGAUUAUCUCCUAACUCACUGAUAACGUGAGAGGACUCCACACAGGAUUUCUUCCCUUCAAGUAAGAUAAAUCAGUAAGCAUGUCGGUCAAAAUGUUAUAUAGCAUAGUUCGCUUUUUAUUUCAUUUUAUUUUUGUUGUUGGUGGUGAUGCAUUUUCACAUUUUAUUGUGUUUAUAUUUGUUAAACAUUUAUAUUGAGUGUUCUAUAUUUUUUGUAAUUGCACAAUUUUUUUUAUAAAAUAAUAAAAAAUAAAUAAAAACAGCUGUCUUAAAUUGUGUAGUUUCCCCCUGUGCUGCCAAAACAGCUCUGAUGCAUCAUGGCAUAAACUACACAAGAACUCUGAACAUGUCCUGUGGUAUCUGUCACAAAGACAUUGUCACCAAGACAUUAGCAGCAGAUCCCUUUAAGUCCUUCAAGGUGCGAGGUGGGGCCUCCAUGGAUCAGAUUUGUUGUUCCAGCGCACAUCCCUCAGAUGCUCAAUUGGAUUGAGAUCUGGGGGAAAUAGUGGCCAAGGCAACACCUUGAACUCUUUGUUAUGAAGCUCAAAUCAUUCCUGAACUGUUGUUUUUUUACAGUCGACAACAUUUUAAGUUGGAAUUUUCAGCUCAUGAGUUGUUGUUUUUUUAAUUUAAUUUUAUUUUUUUUAUAGGUAAAUUUGACACCCAAAGCGAUAAUCCAAACAAUCGUAAGUUUUAUGGUCUGCACAGAAUCUCUUCCCUUCAAGCAAGAUAAAUCCCUAAACAUCAUAUCACAGACUUUAUGUUGGUCAAAAUGUGAUAUUUUAUAGUCUCCUUUUUAUAUAUACUGGCAAUGCUGUAAGGAGGUCUCACAUAAUCCAAAAUAUUUUCAACAAGCUUUAUUCCAUCAACAGUGUUGACAAAGAUAGAUAUGAGCCAGUGACAAGACUAUGUGUAUGUAAAAAGUACUUAAUUGUAGACUGUAGAAUACAUACAACCAUAAACCAAGAAGCCUAGUAAGAAUAAAAAAGUCACACAAAACAGAAAUCCCUGAAAAAAAUAAACUGUAGCACCAAUUCCAAUUACCAACAUUAUUAAUAUUGUUAGGCAAGUCUUAAGGCCAGCUACCACAGGGCUUACCUCUUGUGAAGAGGGUUAAGUAUUUGCCAAAUAGUACUGAUUAUUAGCAUUUGUUUGCAAAAAAACCCACAUAAUUUAUUAAAGCCUUUGGUCCCAAUUUUCUUAAAAUCUGGUCAAAAUGUGAUGUUUUGUAAACAGACCCUUAAUAUUAUAUGCACUUGCUGACAAAGGCUUCUAAUUAUUGCAAAUGGCUCUCACACUGAUCACUCAGCAAUCUAGGGACAGGGUUAGUGUUAGCUAUGGCUGGGGUCAGGACCAGACAUUUUGGGGCCCCUGACAAAGCCCAAGGUCUGGGAAUUUGCAAAAUGUUGUUAUAGCGCUAGUAGUUUAAUAGCAAUCGCCAAACAUUUAGCUUUCAAAUAGUGAUUCAGUCUUUACAAUAUUUGCCCUAUAUCAUUCAAAAUUUGAUUGAAAUCAUAUGUGACAUUUCAACAAUCGGGGAUAUUUAUUUUGAUUUCUUUUGUACCUUUCCUAAAGAGACACUAUAGUCACCUGAACAACCUGCAGGCUUUUUUUUUUUAUCAGAGAAAAUACAGUGUUUACCUUAGAGCCUAGGAACACCUCCAGUGGCAGUCACUCAGACGGUGCUGCCUGAUGUUCUUGUCCUAAAUUACAUUUUACACAGUUACAUAGCUGAAAAGAGACUUGCGUCCAUCAAGUUCAGCCUUCCUCACAUUUGUUUUUGCUGUUGAUCCAAAAGAAGGCAAAAAAAACCCCAGUUUGAAGCACUUCCAAUUUUGCAACAAACUAGGAAAAAAAUUCCUUCUUGACCCCAGAAUGGCAGUCAGAUUUAUCCUUGGAUCAAGCAGUUAUUACCCUACAUUGAAAAACUAUAUCCUUGAAUAUUCUAUUUUUGCAAGUAUGCAUCUAGUUGCUGUUUGAACAUCUGUAUGGACUCUGAUAAAACCACUUCUUUAGGCAGAGAAUUCCACAUCCUUAUUGUUCUUACAGUCUAAACGCAUGACCUCGUGUCCUAUGUUUUAGUUGCAUACAUAAUCUCUAUUACACCACCUAAAAUUUUUCACACGAUGUUACAUGUUGAUUUCCAAUUAAAUCUACCACUUUCACUUUUUUUACAUAAUUCCUCUCCAAAUCUCUUCCAUGUGGGUUGCGGGUGAGGGAGGGGUUAUCGAUGACUAAUGAUAGAAGAUCUAUCUGACAUAGCUUUUUACUUAAUAUUUGUUAAUCUGAUUAUCACGCAGGGGGGCGUAGUUGGCAAUUACCGCUGGGUAUCUUCGUGGCUGUGCUCUUAGGCGGUUUUGCAGUUUAUGCCUUGUGGAUACAUAAACAAAAGGUGAGUGCACGGAACAGGAGCCAGGCAUCCUUGGCAAAUGCAGUGAUAGAGCGCAUUCAAUAGAGCUUUUCUUUUUAUUUAUGUUAUUAAAAACCUUUAAUCUUAGUAAUAAAAGGAGAUAAAGGAAGACUAUGGUCACAAUUUAAAAAAGAAGCUGGCGUCAUAGUAUUAAGAGAUUUCCCGUUCAUUCCACCAUGCUGAGGAAGGACAUAAUUUAGGCAUCUUUAGUCAUUUUGUGUUAAAUUCUCUACAAUUUGGGGUUUAUUGAUAAUGAGCGGAGACAUGGUGAUAGAACACCCAAAAACUGAGGGAAUAAAGAAGUGGAGAAACCACUCAAUAGGAAGAGAUCAAGAAAAUACAUUGCAAAAAUACAUUUUGUAGAAAUUGCCAUUUUAUCUAAGGUUGUCCCUGCUUGGCAACAUGGAAAGUCUUGGAACCAAAUUUUACCAUAGAAACCAACUUUACGAUACACACCAGCUUUGUUCUAUCUUCCCCUGCCAGGAAUAUGGUAUAUAUGUUAUACACAAUCUGUUUCAGUACAUUCUAAGACAGGGGUGCUUAAAAGGUAGGUCCCCAGAUGUUUGAAAACUACAAAUUCCACGAUGCCUUGCCAUGCUAAAGGCAUGCAAAGACAUGUAAAAGGAUCAUGGGAGUUGUAGUUCUACAACAUCUGGCGAUCUACCUUUUGGGCACCCUGUUCUAAGAGUUGUAAUAAUCAGUAGACUAAGCACUCAAUGCAUAAGGAAUAGAAGUAUGUUAUCUAAGUGGUGAUCCAAUUCCUUUUUGUUUAAUUUUUUGGUUGAUUAGUAGCAGAGUGUGUGUGUUUGCACAGCAAUGUGAGUAGCUAUGGGGCGGGCGUUCACAGAUCAGGCUCUCUCAGACUAAUAAAACCAGAAUACAAUAGUGACCACCUCUAACUACCAACACACCAGUUAAUACGAAAAACCGAAAUGAACAUACACAUUUUUUUUUAAAAAUGGUGUGGUGGUGUGGUGUUCUGGUAGUGUUUAGUGUUUUAAGUGAUUAUAGAUUACGAAGAUUCUUUAAUAUUCCAUCUACUGAGAUGUGUGGUACUAGUCCGUGGCCAUUAUUAGUUUGUGAAGACCACUGAAAGAGUAAGCCUUUUUUAUAUUCCUCUCACCUUUAAUUAUAUUGGUGUUUUAUCACUAAAAGAGGAAUACAUAUAUUAGUUUGUAUUUUACUUUUUACACACAAUUUUGUGUCUCAGACUGAAUCCAGCGAUCUCAGAGGCCUACAGCAAGAUACACCAGGCAGGAGGUAGGUAGGGUGUAUUUAACAUGCAGAGCAGGCACCCGUAUCAGGAACCCACCUAAGGGCAGGUACCUAUUAUGCCUAAUGAGAAAUCCAGCCCAGCUGUUACCAUAACCACUAUAGUACUCUGUAGUAGUAAUAAUGCAAAGAGUGUUCGUUUAAUGUUUUAUAGAUUAGUGAAAACUGGAUAUGGGUAUCGUGAUAAAUAUAAAGCCUAAUGUAUUACUGUUAUUAGACAUUACAUGAUGUUCCUUUGUGCUUCAGACGGCUUUUAGGUAAGUUACCAUUUAUGCCAAACUCUCACAUAACGAAUUUGGAAGGAUGAAGGCCUAUUGCAAGAACAUUCCAAGCACCAUAACCACUAGAGCUGUGUGAAGUAGUUAUGGUGCCUAGAGUCUGCUUCCAGAGUAAUUUGUCAAAAACAUUUUAGAACAGUUUAGAAUAUCUGCCUCCUCCUGUAGGAUCUAACACAGGACUAAGUGUAUUGGCUUAGAGGUCAGUUGAUGCUCUCAGCCAGUAACUGUGGCCAUUCAUGGCACGUUUCACUCAUAAGAGCUAACUGGAUUCUUUUGCAAGUAAAAUCUGAAUAAAGGGCUACAGCCACAGCUGCCGUACAAGACCACUGGUGGAAAUUAAAGAGCGUGACCGUGCCCCAGUGAUGAUGUCAGAGCUGGAAGGAAGCAGUCACUUCCUUCCAGCUAACAGAGCGAGCGCGGGAGCCAGGAGGAGACUGCCAUGGAGGAGAGGAGGGAGUCAGAGUGGGGGCCGGACUGGGGAUACAAAGCAGCCCUGUAAAAAAAAUCUAUGCCAGCCCCAUAAGUCAUUGCGCCAUAUAUUAUCGCAUGUAAUAUGUAAGGCUAUGUCUUGCCACCCCAGAUGAUUGAGUAAUAUAUAUAUAUAUAUAUAUAUAUAUGUGGCAAACCUAGCCACUCAGACUAUAACUGGACACUAUGCCUUUAAGGGUUGCCUAUAGGUCUGGAGAGAGAUGCGUUGUAACUGUAUGUGCCUGCUUCAUGUAUUCCCUGCAUUACC